Messenger RNA from Talaromyces rugulosus, 1611 nucleotides. RefSeq lists its product as uncharacterized. Gene Ontology annotation, cellular component: membrane. Gene Ontology annotation, biological process: transmembrane transport. The record is from RefSeq and is a predicted model, not a curated record. Bases 1 to 1611 code for a protein of 536 amino acids. The transcript has 3 exons. Gene Ontology annotation, molecular function: dipeptide transmembrane transporter activity. Lineage: Eukaryota; Fungi; Ascomycota; Eurotiomycetes; Eurotiales; Trichocomaceae.
AUGCUCGACCAGGAGGAGCCCGCGACUAGCCGCACGCCGCUCCUGAACAGCAGCGACAGCGCGCGACACAAUAAUGUAUACACGGAAAACGGAGACUCCGGAACCGAACAGCAACCUCUGCAUGGCUUGCGCCGCGUCGCCGAUUCUCUGCCUCUCAACGUCUGGAUCAUCGCGACAAUCGAGGCGUGCGAGAGAUUCGCCUUUUUCGGCAUGGCCGCGCCUCUGCAAAACUACGUCCAGAACCCGCGCGACGACCCUUUGCUGCCGGGCGGAAUCGGCCUCGGUCAGGCUAAUGCCACCAUAGUCAAUCUGACCUUCAUCAUGUGGUGUUUUGUGACUCCCGUGGCCGGCGCCGUCAUUGCUGAGCAGUAUCUCGGAAGACUGCGAACAAUCACGUAUGCGUCUGUGAUCUACAUCUGUGGACUGAGUAUCUUGGUCCUCUCCUCUCUGCCACUGGUGCACGAUCGAGGACUGUCAUUCUCCGGAAUGCUCCUGUCCUUGUUCUUGAUAGGAAUCGGCACUGGUGGUAUCAAGACAAACGUAAACUCGCUGAUCGCCGAGCAAUAUACCGGCCCCAAAGAAGUCGUGCGCGUCUUGAAAUCGGGAGAGAAAGUCGUGGUCGACAAGGACCUGACCCUUCAAAGGAUCUUUACGACUUUUUUCAUAUACAUCAACAUAGGCUCUGUUACAUCCAUGGUUACUACGCCGGUCGAAAAGUACUAUGGAUUUACUGCAGCUUUUUCCCUGCCUCUGGUUGUCUUUUUAAUUGGACUAGUCAUCAUCCUGGCAAGUAAAGAUCGAUAUGUGAGUCUCCCACCGGACAAAUCGUUGCUCUUCAAUGCCGGACGAGUGUUAUGGAUAGCUCUCAAAAAUCGAGGCAAUUUCGACCAUGCGCGCCCUUCUUUCCAAGACGAAGAAGACCCAGCUGAAAGGCUGCCCUGGGAUGACAAAUUCGUCGACGAUAUCCACAACACUUUGGUAGCAUCCAAGGUCUUUGUAUUGUACCCCUUCUUCUGGGCGGCAUACGCGCAGUACAUGACAAACUUCAUCUCGCAAGCUGCAACCAUGGAGACCCACGGCAUUCCCAACGAUAUAAUGACCGUCAUAGACCCAGUCGCUGUUCUGAUCUUCCUCCCAACUUUGGAUCGCCUUAUCUUCCCCUUUCUCCGCAAGAUGGGACUUGCUCUCGUUGCAGCCGACCGAGUUAAACUUGGCUUUGUCUUGUGCGGUAUCGCUAUGCUAUACGCGGCCCUUGUCCAGCGCAUGAUCUACCUGUCCCCUCCUUGCUACGAUCACCCACGGUCACUAGACUGCUUUGACGGGAAGAUGCCAAACGCCAUCUCCGUGUUUUGGCAGGCCCCGGCAUACGUGUUCAUUGCCGCCGCCGAGGCCUUUGCGGCCGUCGCAGGAGUCGAGUAUGCCUAUGCGGCCGCGCCAAAGUCGAUGAAGUCGAUUGUCAUUGCGUUGUAUAUAUCGUCUGCCUCGGUCGGCGCUAUACUCGCAAUGACUGUCUCGCCGCUCACCGUCGAUCCGAAAUUGCCCUGGAUGUAUGGGACGCUGGGCAUGGGAGUUUUGCUCGCCGGUGCGGUGCUCUGGAUUGUUCCCGUGUAG